Pseudo-nitzschia multistriata is the source of this 6725-nucleotide messenger RNA. The record is from the annotation of a GenBank genome assembly. NCBI's taxonomy places the organism in Eukaryota, Bacillariophyta, Bacillariophyceae, Bacillariales, Bacillariaceae.
CGGUUCAUUGCAAAGCAAGCUAGCUUGUAAGGAGGAAAGAAAAUCAAGGGCGGACAACCGAACAAGAACCAAGCCAGAACGGCGAAGCCAUCUGGUGGAAUCCAAUCGCAUCGCAUCGCAUCGCAUCAUACCUUUUUAUUGAAUCCGAUCCGAUCCGAUCCGAUCCAAUCCAUUCCAAUCACACCACCGAAACAAAACAAAAUCAUCGAAUCGAAUCGAGUAACUAAAUCAGCCAAGAUGGAGGACAAUGCGAGUAUCAUUCCUGGCAUAAAUGCAUCCAGGACAGCUGUAACCCCUUCUCUUCUCCCUUCCUAUCCAAUGCCUGUGCAGCUCAACUUCAUUCCGGGCGGGGUCAGUUACAACACGGACAACAACAAUGACCGGACCAAUCCAGACCAAAACAACAAAAUGGGGAAGAACUCAGCCGGUGUCUCGAACGAUCACACGUAUCUCUUGUCGACUUUUUCUUACUCAGACAACAUCCCGGAGCGAUCUUCCUCAUCGUCUCUGUCGCUGUCUAUGUCGGGCACUCCGCGAUCCGGUGGAAGGGGCGGCAAGUUUUUCGGCAGUCCGAUGUCCGAGGUGCCCAGGCUUACCUUUCUUGACAACAGCGCCGAACACAAGGCCGGUAUCCAGGGGCUUCUCUACACACCCGAUUGGUUGGCGCACAAGGCCAGGCUAGCGGACGAUCUCUUGAAUUAUUACGUUCGUACGUACCACAAGGAUGUGAGCCAACCGACCCUCGUAUUUUUGCCUUCCCUGUCGGUCCUAGCGAAUGCCGCGUUCGGUCGGCUGACCGGUGUUCCCCCGCUUCGUGCGAAAACCUGGGCCGAUGCAAUGGUUUUGCAAUAUAGCCACGACAAAGUCGAAGACGACGACUGCAAUAUCGACGAAGACGGAGAUGAGAAGCGAAAAGAUCCCCCGGCCGCCAUGGUUAACGUAACGGGGAGCGGUGGCACCACCGUGGCAUACCUGAAAAAACUAUUGGAAGAGGACCAACUAGCCGAAAACGGAGGAAAGGGUUGCGAGAUCCGGCGUCCCCGUCGGCCGUGCGGGUACGUCUUUAAGAGAGGCGACAUUGCUUGGAAUUGCCGAACUUGUCAAACCGAUUCCACCUGCGUAAUCUGCGACACCUGCUUUAGGCAUUCGGACCACGAAGGUCACGAGGUCUACUUCCAUCGAACCACCCCGGGAGGAUGCUGCGAUUGCGGAGACGCUGAAGCCUGGAAGCCGGAGGGAUGCUGCCCCGUACACAGACCGUUGACGCCGGUGUCUUCCACCGGGGGCAGCCCGGAUGGAGUCGACGACGAGGCCGACCCGGAGGAAGCCGUUCGAAUGGCCCAGCAGGGUCUGAAGGACGGACUGGAAACCCUCCGUCAGGCGCCAACGAAGCUAGAGCCCAAACUGGCCGCGGCCCUCGCGGCUGUGAUUGGGGCCGCCGUCCGAUGCGUCACGGAAGCCGUCGACGGAGCGGGUGUGGGAGCGGAUCCCGCGCAAUGGCAGCUGCGGUGGGCCGACGAGGCCUGCCGAAUCUGGAACGGAGUCGCGGAAACCCACGACUACCACAAUCUGAAAUCGGUUAAGCAGCCCCUGAAGAAACCGAGCGACUUUCUCCCCGACACAACGAUCAGUCAUUGUUUCCCCGGCAACUACAAGCUGCAGCUACGGCUCCACAACGACGAUGUACACACGUUCGACGAGGUCAUAGACGCGCUGCGCGGCAAUAUGACCCACGAUGGCCCUGUGGGCAAACCCCUGGUCACCAACAAGGACGAAGCCACCCAAAUGACGCACCACGUCGAUGCCGACGGGCAAGUUACCGUGAAGAUGUAUACCACCAUCCAGGCGGCAAUGGAGGGAUACAAGCGGCUCAAGUCGCGUGGAUUGCACUGCGCGGUGGUCAGUUCCGCACAAUUCGACAUGGAGCAACGGGCGCGACACUUGUUGUCGUGGCUGUCGGAAAUCAGUGCGGCCCAUCCCUCCGCGGCGGUAUUGGUAGUACACGCAUUGCUCCAGAUCAAGUCGACACAAGAUCUGGGAGGUAUCUCCGUUUGGCAAGAGCCCAGAAUGAUCCCUACAUGGGUGGCCCCUAACGAAACGGACGAGAUGGCACUUCACAGGCGUUUCAAGGUGUUCCCUCCGCAUCUAGCGACGAGUUACUUGACGGGGGAGGAGGCAGAGAAACUCCACGCAAUGGCGAUGAAGGUGGAUGCAAAAGCAUUUUUGGAGUUCACKGGUGAGUCCCAAAAAAAAACGCGUGAAUGCCGAGUUCAUCAUUGUUGUUUAUAAGGUGGUGUUGGUUCCUUCAAUUUUGUCUGUUUAGCCAGAUACGUGUGUUUCUCAAUCUGAAAUUAUUCUCUAUUUGUUGAUUUACUUCUGGUAGGUGCCGAUCCAACAACCUAUUCGAAUGUUCCAUACAGGCUUCCAUCCGCCAAAUACCGAAAGUCGCCACACUCGCUCUGGGGGACACUGCCGUCUCUGUACGAUGAUUCUGUUCCUAUUGUCAAGAAGCACCCCCUGCUUUCGUUGCUGAAGUCAGGAAAAUGGACCAUGGGAGAAUGGGAUGCGGAAUUGUUUGCUAUGAGAAAUGACCUCACAGAAACUGUUUACGUAAUUGAUACCGAUUUGAGAAAACAGCAAGAAGCUGAUCAGACACUGUCAACUGUCUUCUCCCAUAGAUUGCCUGGUCUCUAUAUGAUUAGUGGUGUUGGAACCAUUAAACCCAAUAUGGUUGGGGCGAAUCCCUCAUCUCCACCAAACCCAAUGGAGUACCGGCCUCUACUGGCAGCUUCUUCUUUUCGAGCUCCCGUUUCCCCAGCAAUUUUGCUGCUCCUGUUAGACCCCUAUCCAACAAAGCAGUUGCGCGGGGCAAUUCAUUCCCUGUUUCUAUCUCUGUUGACGGAUGCACGCUUCAAGUGCAGAUUUGCAGCCGCCCUCGGAAUCGCAUACCGACCACUGAGUACCUUGUUUUGUGCAGGAGUAGGUACUGAAGCCGAUACACCGCUUGGCUUCACGGUACAAAUAUUUACUGCUGGUAGUUUGGUUCGAGCUCUUGGAAGUGCUCCUGCUGCCGCGAAGCUCUUACUUUCAGACGAUGAACGCGAGUCGGCAUACCAAAAGUCGUCAUCGAUAGGAGUUUUUACGGUGCCAAUAGCAUUAACUGUUGUGCGAUGCAUUCAUACAAACCUGCUCGGUGCGACGAAGGAAGUUCACAUGAUUUUGAACAAUACUGCAAAUAGUUGCUUGGCUGCAACAACGUACGUCGCCGGUGAACAUCCCAUCAUGACUUUACUACCAACAGCUCCAGACGACGGGUACCUUGAUUCUAGAUCAACCAGACAUAAGAGAUUGCCACACUUAUUGCGCGAUUUGGAAUAUGUGAUUGAAACUCCUGGAACGGCUAUGCGAAUUCUGCUGCCAAAGCAAUUUCCACCAUACCGGGGAAUGUCACUGUCGUCACGCGGGGAGGAAGUUUUAACAUUUUGCACAACAUGGGCCCGUUUACUUAGAUUAGCGCAGGGCAUGGAUCCACAAAAACGAAAAACAAAUGGUGGUCACGUCGAGUACGAACAAAGCCGAUGGCUGGAAGCUUUUGGUCUCAGCCUAAACUUCGCGGGUACAAGAGAUGCGCUUGCCGAGAGUCCAACCAAUAGUAGUAGUGCAGCCCUCGCUCCAGUAUCAGAAGAUGGAUCCCAUUUAGUUAGUAUUCGAGAAGCAAUGGGCAAUAUUAUGGCUGCGUUGUUAAAGGAAAUAAAGCUAUGGCUCUACAAAGAGGGAAUGCUAGAGACAGGGCUCCCUGCUGUACCAAGAAGCGCUCUAAGCGCGUCGGAUCAAGCUCAAGUUGAAGCACUCCAGCGAAGUACUUUACACAUUGCCGCUUCGCAGAUUGGUUCUUCAUCUCCUGAAGGGCAAACCUUUCCCUCAUCAAGUGCAAGCACUGUUGCCUUGGCAUGUGCCACGUCAGUCAAAAUGAGAGAAUCACAAUUGAUCCUCAUAGAGAACGCUUUGAAGCUUGAAGGAGCCAACCGACGUGUUAAAAGCGAUGGUGUGCAAAGCCCUAUGGCAGCGUCAAGCCCAACCAGCGGAGCAGUAAUGGGCGAUUGGUUACGUGUUCCGCACUCACCUCUUAGCGGAGAUUCGUUAUCUUUCCAUUUACCCUUACAUCGAGCAUUAGCGAAGACGAUAAGGAGUUUAUGCGCCGUGGUGGUUCCCGAAUCAAUUCGAAACAGCGAUGCUUUAGGAUGGUGGAAGUUACCAGUGGUAGACAUCAUCAAAGACACAUUCGAUCUCAAUGCAAAUAAUUUACAACAUCCGCUUGUCCCCCUUAUAAGACCAACUCUCCGACCGUCAAAUUGCAGAGUUGUUUGGUCUGCAGGUCCGGACUGCAACGCACAAGAGGCGCAACGUCGGCGUGAUCGUUCUCGAACAGUUUCGGCAAACAUUGCGGUCGCGAAAAUUAUCCAUUCCUUAGUUGACCACCCUAUUAGGUGCCUUGCUGCUGCACAACAAAUUGAACGCCAUCUCUGGGCACGCAAUGGGACCUCGGUUGCUGGAAUGGCUCUAAAUUAUUCAAAUGCACCGCUCUGCCGUUCCUUCAGAGAUCUUGAUUUGGCCCUGGUGCAACUAUCAGCGUCCGGAAUGAGUGUCGGUUUGGGUGCUCGACGUGUUUUGACUUUACUGAUCAACCGGUUUAGCAUGGAUGGCUACCUUUGUGAUCCCGAACGACGAUCGACUGGAAAUUCCACUUAUGCAACUGGGCUAGGAGCAUGGAUUAUUCCUCCUCGACUUCAGGAUCCAGAUUAUGCACCAAUUCUUUCCGAAUCUCUCUUUUCAACACUUUGUAUUUUGGUCACGGAACUGCCUCCACCUCCUCCAAUUUCAUCAUCAGACGAAACUUGGCUGAGACAAAGCAUUCGGAGAGAACUAAUCCAUGCAUUAGCAGCCGAACCCAGAUCUCAUAGUGCAGCAAUGGCAGCAGCUUCAUGUGCUGUAGGUCGUAGAGAUGAGAGUGAUGGCAGUGCUGGAACAAGUGGCGGAGGUGGCUUAUUUCGAGACGUAUUCGCAAAAGUUCUGAAAGAUGUUGGAAAACAAAAGACUCAGGGAUCCCGAGGAAGAUCUGGCCCUUCUACUUUUGAAUUAUCGCCGUCAUGUUGCGAAGAAUACGACCCGACAUUCUUCCAUCUUCGCCGACAAGAGCAUCAACAUGCGAUGGAUGUUGUUUCCAGUUUGCGAAAACAAAAACUAACUAGAGACAAAGGGAAAGAGAGUGCUGGAGCUGAUGCUAGUUGUUUCCCAUUGGUAUGUGUACCACCGAAGGCUCAUCCACGUUUUAUUGCUUGUCGUUUGAUGCUUCAUCUAUCACCAAUGGAUGCUGCCAUUCGAAGAGCGUUGCUAUUUGCACUAUGUGGUGGCGCUUGGUUCCCCCCCUCGGAACCGGUGAAGAAAGUAGAAGUCGAAGACGACAUCAUAAUGCCCUCGAGCUCCGACGCUAGUGCUGGUCAGAGUUCCUUUGCACGAGGUAGAUCUAUCGGUGAUGUUCCAAUCAUGACACGUAGCAGACGAUCUGGCAACUCGCCAUCCAAUCCUUUCCAGAAACGGGCCAUGUUUAAUGAGGGCGACUCAAGUACGCCCUUUUCGGCUGAAGUUGUAGCAGCAUCAUCGGUUUCAUUUUUGGAAGAGCUCCAGCUUUUGACACUGCAAGUUCACACUCUUGAAGAGUGUGCUUCUCUCCAUCGUUUACAGCCCGAUUUAGACGAUGAAGCAAAAUCGCUUUCUUCUGGACUUUCUAUCAAUUCUUACCUUGGUCGACUUGUACAUGUGCCAGAAAGUCUUCUUGACGUCUGGGCGUUACGUCAAUUUCCAAAUGGUCCUUUGAAGUCAAAGGGCAGUGGCGAAUGUCGAGGCUCUAUUCUGGGUCUUUUGAUUGCACUUUACGAAUACAGGGGAGAUCAUGGCGCUGGGUCAAAUGGUGGGCAAGAGGAAGCAGGAGAAGGUCAUGGAGGUGCAAGGGCAUUGACUAGCAGUGGACUCAAAUGGCUCUUGCGAUUUGUCAAUGCCCUAGUCGAUGGAGCGCCCAGUGUUGCCACCGCUGUGAAGAGUGCAACAACUGGCGUUCCGUUGAAGCAAUCGACACCAUCAUCUAUUCCAGGGACAGAAUCGAACGGAACGACAAUAUGGUCAAUCGACGAGACAGUGCGAGUGACUAUUAGUGGUAUGCUUUCAAAUCUCCCCGAUCUCUGGCCGAAAGCAGCAGAUGACAAAAUGCAAAAAGAAGCUUCUGCAAAUGAAGAGAAAAAAGAACGUGGCAAGAUUGCCCAGCAGCGAAUGCUUGAAAUGAUGAGGAAGAAACAGAGUGCGUUUGAAAAGAAGAUGGGAACUUCGGAUAAAGGUAGUGUUAAGGAUCAAUUGGAACAAGCAGAAGAUGACUUGUGUAUCAUCUGCAGGUGCGAUGAUGCUGACGGGGGAAAUAAUGGCCCGCUAGGAUAUCUUGGUCACGUGCAACGAUCACGAGUUGCACAGAUGCGUGCAUGUUGCGAAGGGAUUGGCAAAGCAAACGAAGGAAUCGAAAGCCAAUCAUUGUAUCAAAAAUAUCGUGUUGUGGGGCAUAUGGGCUGCCAGGUUCGGGAGACAGAAGCAAUGGAUUCUAAACCAUUGUGUUGUCUGAAGCGAGGAACGAUUGUUUCGGUACUGAAAAGUACUGUAUCAGAUAAAUAUGACAUCAUAUC